AUGGCUGCGGAAGUGAAAACUGAUAUGGAGAGGAUUGGCCUCUUCAGUGAAAUGGGUUAUAUUACCAUUGGAGAUAAAUAUGUAUCCCAGCAUAUGCGCCCUUUUAAUGAAGCCGCAGGCAAGAACAGACAGAUGUUACCUGGGGGGACCAAAGCAUUGUCAGCUCUGCAGGCAGGUUAUUUUGAGCCUCAGUUUGUGAGGAUUUUUGAAGGUGAAGCCUACUCAAACCCUGUUCAGCUAAGGAGACGCUACAGAUUGGCAGAAUCAAAGAAGAAUUUGGGCAAAGCUUUCAUUCCCAGUAAUGGAGACAAAUUGCCAUCUGGGCUUGGCAGCUAUUAUGGAACCAUAGGAGGACCAUAUCCAUACUUCAGUCCGCUACGGAGAGCUGAAGAAAGAUACGUUCCUCCCGGAAAGAAUUUUUAUACUAAUCCAGGAAAGAAAGGAACUGGAUAUGGUUAUCCAAACCUUACCAUAGGUGAACAAUAUCCACAUGAAGCAGAUGGGUAUGAAGUAGACAGAAUAAAUGCAAAGAAAGAACGAGAGCAACAUAAACGAUUACUUAAAGGAGGGCCUUUCAAGUUAAAUCUAUAUCCCCGGGAGUACUUUGACAUGAAUCCCUAUUUUAGUGACAAACCUUUGCCUCCUGUGAAGAAACCACCUCCCGGGAAGCCAAUUGCACCACCUUUCAGACCAAGUUCUCCUGGUAAAAAGCCUGGGGGCAUGAAAGGAGGCACAUUUGAUCCUUACCCAAGCCAUUCUGUUGACCCUUAUGUAAUUGCAAAACCUAGGGCUGUCACAACUACAAAAGAACAACGGAUUUUCCAUCCUCCUUCUGGACCAAAAAGCAGACCUGUUACAAGCAUAAUGACUUUAAAUGUUACAAGAUCAUUAAAUGUAAAGAACUACAAGACUGUACAGCUGGCAUCUUAUUAG
This is a messenger RNA of Chaetura pelagica (chimney swift), 933 nucleotides long. It is a transcript of the gene CFAP96, whose product is annotated as chromosome unknown open reading frame, human C4orf47. The record is from RefSeq and is a predicted model, not a curated record. The transcript has 7 exons. The coding region runs from base 1 to 933 and encodes 310 amino acids. NCBI's taxonomy places the organism in Eukaryota, Metazoa, Chordata, Aves, Apodiformes, Apodidae. Gene Ontology annotation, cellular component: centrosome.